CACAACUGUAGUCAUUGCUAUUCUGGCACACUGCCGAUGGGUAAUUGGUCAGGGGUAAUUCAGCCUGCUAGAGGGGGUAUGUAAGAGGACCCUUGAGGGCCCCCGACAGACUGUCUGACACGGAGCCCGAGCCAAUGAGGAUGUUUUCGGAGGAAGGGUCUCUAUGUAUGGAAAUAAAAACUGCUUUGUUUUCCUGCACAUAGCGACAGUAUCCACUAAGGUCAGCUACAAUUUCCAUAUCAGUGAUUUUAUUUACAGAAGGAUAGUAAUUUGGAGAGCAGGGUUAACGAGUCCAGGACUGGCACUGAAGGAGAUGAUGAUUAUUGUGAUGUAUCUGUGUGUGUGUGUUCCUCCCACUUUAUUAUUAUUUUUUAUCCUAAGCAGACUAAACACUCACACAAACACUUUAAUAACCUUAACAAGGACAAGUUAAACUUGUUUACGCAUGUUUAUUAGCUAAUAAAUUUAUCAGUUACCAACCACAACCUUCUUCACCCUCCAUUGUGCCAAUAUCAAAUGCCCUUCUUUCGCCCCCCUCUCUUGUAUCUUUGAGCUCAUUGGCUGUCAUGAAAAGUCCAAGUGUAUUUUUAGCAUGCUAUCCUUUCAUAGGGGUGGACACAGGGAGAAAAUAGAUAUAUACAGACCCCUUGCAAUAGAAAUCAAAACAUUAUAUAAAUCUGCUACUAUCAACACCACUGGAAGUGACAGAAGGUAUGAGUUUCACAAUUGCGAAAGCUCAAACUGAUCAACAACCAAUCACGACAGAAAACGGCAACCGAGGCCACCAACCAGAAGAAACUGUCACAGAUUCAAACAGUGACACGCAUAAACAAAACUUUGAUUUGAAAGUCGAAAAUGGUGUGGUCAACUACAAACUUCAGAAUGUAUCUGAAAUCCAGCAGACCAGCAUGAAGGAUGAGAACAGCACUGAAGUCUGUUUGACUAUUAAGAGCCACCGAGGAGGUUCACCUUCAGUGGAGCAAAAUAACCCAAAGCCAUUAUCCAUUGUACCGAUACAAGAAAAUGUGGUUUCACAUAAGGUAUUGUUAGAGAACUAUGAAGGGAAGUUAUGUGAGGAACAACGGCCGAGUACAAAGCGCCAACUGUCCGCUGAGAGCGCGGCGAAGUCAGUGAGUGUAAGAAAGAGGAGCACUGUGAAAAAGAGCCAAGAGGAGAUUGUGAAACCCCUCUCAGUUGCCAGCCCUGGCACGCAGUCUGGGAGACCUUAUCUACCUGCAGUCUCCACCUCUCAGAGGAAACCCAGAAAAUUGCUGUUCUCCAGCACAGAUAUUUUCAGCAAGGUAGACACAUUCUCAAUCCAGAAAGGAAGAGAGUUGAGGGAGCAGGAAGUAUUUGAUGCUCAGAAGAUUGCUCGUGCAGUCACUGAGGGGGGCAGAAAUGAUCUGGAAAAACUCAGGGCCAUAUGGAUCUGGCUAUGCCAAAAUAUUGAGUAUGAUUUGGAGGGAUACCUUGGUCUUUCUCAGAAGAUUUGCUCUUCUGAUGAGGUCAUCAGGACAGGAAAAGGUGUAUGUAGUGGAUACUCAGGCCUCUGUGUGGAAAUGUGCAGGGAGGUGGGCAUUGAGUGUGUGGAGGUGAGCGGGUACAGCAAAGGCGUUGGAUACCAGGCCGGGCACAGUUUAGCUGAGAAGCGUUCCGAUCAUGAGUGGAAUGCUGUCUUCGUGGGGGGUCAGUGGUGGCUGCUUGACGCUUGCUGGGGCGCUGGCACUGUGGAUAUGAAAAGCAAAACAUUUGUGAAGAGGUAUGAGGACUUUUAUUUCCUGACUGAACCUAGCGAGUUCAUAAACUCACAUUUCCCUGAUGACCAGACCUGGCAACUACUUACCACUCCCAUCUCCAUGGAAGAGUUUGAAACGAGACCCUUGAAGACCUCAGCAUUUUAUCAGUUUGGAUUGACCCUGACUCAACCCAAACAGUACAAAAUCAUCACAGAUGACGGGGAAGCAUUUGUGUCCGUGAGCUCCUCUAGACCGUUGACCUUUUCGUAUGAGAUGAGGCAGCGGGAACCCCAGACAGGAGCUCUAAAGCAGGAGGAGGUUGACAGCUCCUGUGGUCUCCUGUCAGUGACUCGUCAAGGGAUGAAGUUGCGAUUACUGCCCCAAGAGCCUGGGGCCUACGAGGUGAAACUGUUCGCCCGGCGAGAGGGUGAAACUGGUGCUCUGCGGUGGAUUUGCUCUCUUGAACUGCAGUGCCCGAGUAUCCAGAAGAGACAGGCCCUGCCUGAUAACCCUUACCUGAACUGGGGCCUAGCGGCAGGGGCAUCGGGACUAGGUGUCAAGGGUUGCAACUUCGCAGGAGAAGAAGCCGUAGAGGUGGAUGAAGGUGGCGAGUGCAAGGUGAUCCUAAACACAUCACGACCUCUGAUGAUGGUGUGCGAGCUCACGCACCACGAGCUCGAAGCCACCACAGCCAAGCGCUGCCUUGCGUCACAGAUCACAGCAGAGCAGCUGGUGUGUAACGUCAUGUGCCCAUACAAAGGAUUUUACCGGCUGUCUAUAUUCGUGCAGGAUUACGACAGCGAAAGUGGGACUUUUCAAAACACUGGGAACUACCUGCUGCACUGUCAAAGCCCAGGGUUGAACCCAAACACUCUGUAUCCUCCAGAUUUAGGACUGUGGUGUGGUCCCGGGGUGCGUACCCAAGAAGCUGGACUGUCCCAUUUCAGCCACACAGGGGCGAUAGUAAACGCACCCCAGGGCCGGUGCAACAUUACCUUCCACUGCACUUCACCAGAGCUGCAAAUACACGCAGCGCUCUGCGCUGACAUGCCUGAGCAAGCUCAUUUUCCUCUGUCCCGAUAUGUACUCUUGACAUUUACUGAUACUAAGGUAACUGUGAGUGUGUGCGCACCCAGAGCGGGAGUCUAUCGUCUUGGUAUUUAUGGACGCAAACCCCCUCAGCAGGACUACAUGUCACUGUGUGACUUUAUAAUCAGGAGUGUGUGUGAAAAGCCCGGAGAUCCGUUUCCAUGUGUGUAUUCAUCAUGGGGAAGAGGGUGUGUGCUGCUGGAGCCCCGCACAGGUGUGCUGGCUCCACAAAGUUCAGUGAGUUUUCGCGUGCGGGUACCAGGUGCGCAAAGAGUGUGUGUGGUGGGAGAGAAACGAACGGAUCUGAAGAUGAAUAAGAGCAGAGUUUGGGAAGGUGAGGCUGUCACUGGAAAUGCCACACAACUCAAGCUCGGUGCUGUCACUAAAGAAAGCAAUGACAUGCAUGUUCUCAUGACCUUUGAUGUCCUUAACCUGAAGAAUGAACUGUGAACAGAACAGACUGUUGUCUAGAGGACAAAAGGGCUACGGUUUUUGAUGAUAGGUGUGAACCUGGAAGAUCCUUCAUAUUUAGAAAUAAAUCUGUUGUUUACCAAAACUGAAAAGAAAAAGAAAAAUGGUAAAAAUAUGAAAACAUUUACAACAAAAUAAAUGAACAUGAGAAGAAAAACUUUGUAAAAUAAGGAGUACAAAUCGUUUCUUUUAUUUUUUUGUUAAAUUUAAUAAGUUUAAUGCCCGAAAGAAGAAAACAACUUUGUUAUUGAAAUAUGAAGAAUAAACUUACAGUAAUUCAAUGCAUGAAUAAAAAAAUAUAAUGAGCAUCUAUAGUUUACUUUAUGAAAUUUUAGAGCACUUUAGAGCAGUUUAUGAUCGACAUUUAAAAGAUCUUACAAAAAAAAUUAUUUUUUAUCACAGGAAUAACUUACAUUUAAAAAACAUUUUUUUUCAAUAAUAUUAAUGUUUAUAUUAAUAUUCACAAUAUUAAUGUUUUUACUGUAUUUUUUGAUCAGAUGCACCCAUGGUGAGCAUAAGAGACUUUUACACAUUAUCUUGUGUUUUGGCCAAAAACACAUGCAUCAUGUUUGAUCAGAAGUGAAAUUGGGCAGUUUGUCUUGUGGUGCAAGCGUAGCCUAAAAGAGGAGGAAAGAACAUUACAAAAACAUGUCAGAUCUCCAGGUCAAAGUGUGAUAAUGUCUACACAUAUUUUCGAAAUAAGCUGUUUCUUAAUGACAUUUAUGUCACUGUGUGUGUGUGUGUGUGUGUGUGUGUGUGAACGUUAUAUUUGCAUGGUGACACAAAGAGUCUAUAUCCUCAACUGCUCUCAGGCUCUGCAAGUAUCAGGGACAUAAAGUGACUACCAGAUAAAAGGGCUCUCCGGCCUCAGUGUGUAUCAGUAUCACUAUUACUGUCCAUCCUGUACAUCAGUCCCUGGCAGUGAUCAAAAGACAGAGAUGACCAAACAACUGCCACAUUCAAUGGAGCCAAAACAUGGUGCUGCAUAAUGCUAGCAAUACCAAGGUCAUGGGUUUGAUUCCCAGGGAAUGAAUGCAUUAGCUUGAAUGCAAUGUACCGUAAGUCACUUUGGAUAAAACUAUCUGCCAAAUGCAUAGAUGUAAAUGUUAAAUUUUCAACUGCAAUUCAUAUAAGAUUUAAAUUGUUGUAUAAAUGUAAUACAUAAAAAUGCUUAAUGCUGGAAAACGAGGAGCCAUGGGAGACAAAAAGUCCUUAGUAAGGUUUACAUGAUGUAGUCAUAACAGUGCAUCAGAAAUGAAACCUUGAACUCGUCCCACUGGCCAGUGAAAAACAAUGGCUGCUAUGUGUGCAAAGGGUGGGUACCGUCUCCAGGGAGAGAUGAAGGGAGCCUGAUGCAAGUUGAAAGAAAUGUGGGUAUUGUAUCUGCAAGAGGGUGAGCGCAUUGUUUUUAGACCCACUCUGGAGCUGAGCACAGGUUGUAUAAACAGCCGAGGAUAGGCUGGGACACGUGUGCAGGUCCUUGGGGUGCGUUACAGUAGUCUCUCGGGGGAUCGAAUACACGUAUUUUGGAAGGUGGGCUGGGCAGGGAACCAAAAUAAAGGCCAGGAAAAGGAUGUGUGUGGUAGGCUUCAAUUUGACACACAAAACAGUGCUCGAUUACAUAUUACAGAUACACAUACUAAAUUAUAAAUAGCUUCUGUUGUUGCGGGCCCCUGAGAUUAGUGUUUAAGCUGGGCUUGGCAUCCUAAAAGAUGUUAUCACCAUGUGACAAAUCCACUGCUGAGUUGAUAACCUUACACACACAAACACACUUCUCUUUCAGGCUGUUUUUGUCAGAAGAUGUUGUUUGCCUGCAUUGU
Messenger RNA from Onychostoma macrolepis, 5116 nucleotides. It is a transcript of the gene ky, whose product is annotated as kyphoscoliosis peptidase. The coding region runs from base 714 to 3275 and encodes 853 amino acids. NCBI's taxonomy places the organism in Eukaryota, Metazoa, Chordata, Actinopteri, Cypriniformes, Cyprinidae. The transcript has 7 exons. The record is from RefSeq and is a predicted model, not a curated record.